AUGCAAAAAGUUAAAAGAAAAUCAGCAGAAAAUGGAGAUUCUCCUGCAAAAAAGAAGAAGGUACAAUUUGAUGAAUCAAAACCUGACAAGGUCCAAGAUUUUAAUAUUAAAAAGGGAAAGGGAGGCUUUAAAAAAAAUGAGAAAAAAGAGUUUGGAAAAGAUAAAGGUAUGAAGCCGAAGAAACUAAAUCCAAAAUUUCAAAAGGAUAAGCCUGCUUUUGUAAAAGGUAAAGCGUUUGAUAAAAGCAAACCUUGUUUUGACAAAACUAAACCUGGUUUUAAAAAAGAUUUCAAAGGAAAAAAUUCUAAAGAUGGUGAUCAAAAAGAAAAACCCAAGUGGUCAGAAAUGAAGAAAGAAAAAAAGACUCUCAGAUUAGAAAGACGCAAAGCAAAGGCAACAGUUGAGAUAUUUGAAAUUUCACAUAAAGCAAAGUUGUUGUCUGCUCAAAUUCAGAGGAAAGUGGUUAAACAGGAUUUUCGUGAUAACUCAUGUAAAGAACUUCAUGGAUUGUUAAAGAAUCAAUACAAAUCAAUAGCUCUUACACAUGAUUUGAGUAGAGUUAUUCAAGUCCUACUCAAAUAUGGUUCAGAAGACAUAAAGAAGGAUAUCACUCAAGAAGUAAUGGAUAUUAUGACACCAAUGAUGCAGUCCAAAUAUGCUCAUCAUUCUGUUAAGCGGAUUUUAAAAUAUGGUACAGAUAGUAUUCGUCAUCAAGUUAUUAGUAAACUAUACGGUAAUAUAGUGUCCUUAGCGACACAUACUAUAAGUGCACCAGUUCUUGAUUUUGCCUAUGGAGAAUUUGCUAGCAAAAAAGAAAAAACUUACAUGCAGCAGGAAUUUUAUGGAGAUAUGUAUAAAAAUACAAAAGAUGACAAAGUUAAAACUCUCAGUGACACAUACAAAGACAGCCCAGAAAUGAAGUCUGCAAUACUGCAAUCUUGCAAAGCUAAUAUUCAGAAGAUACUCGAUAAAAAUCUGCAUGACGGAGAGUUAUUACACUCAGUACUUUACGACUAUAUUAGGGAAUGCUCAACUGAAGAUAGAGCUGAUUUAAUUUCAACACUGAGUCCUCUAAUAGUACCACUUAGUAACUCAAUGCCGGGUGUCAAUGCUGCAAGCAUUUGUGUAUGGCAAGGAACAAACAAGGAUAAAAAGAAUAUAUUAAAAGUAGUAAAAGAACAUGUAGUACCACUAAGCAAACAUAAAACUGGCUACAGACUGCUCAUUGCUAUAUUUGACUCUGUGGAUGAUACAGUUCUUGUGAGGAAAACUAUUGUAUCCACAAUAGCUAGUAAUCUAAAGGAUAUUGCCAAAGAUCACUGGGGUAACAUGACCCUGCAUUGGCUUGUCAAGCCCAAGGAUCCAGCUGCUUUCCAUCCAAGUUUUAUCAAGUUUCUUGAAGAAGGCUUUAAAAGUGGAACGUCCAAGAAAGAUACUGAGAUAAGAAUAACUGAACUUCGUGAAGCAAUUAUGCCAGAGUUGCAAAAACAUAUGGUUGAGGAUCCUGAGUUUUGGCUUAGCAAUAAAUCGGCAUUGCUGCUUGCUCUAGCUGUGUUGUCUAUAGAAUCAUCUCAAGAUAUGUUUGAAGCACUAGCGCGUAUAAUCUGUCGCUCAGAUUGGAAGAUAACAGUGAAUGCUAAAGAAGUUUUAGCAAUAGAAGACCCAGGCAUACACAUGUGUUUGAAGAAACUGGCCCUUUUGGAUAAAUCAGACACCGUAUGCAAAAUGGGAGAGGCAAUAAGUGAAUGCAUACAAGAAGAAACGCUUGAAGUCUGGCUUCUUACAAAUCGGGGAUGUUUCUUCUUAUUAAAACUUAUUGAAAACAAUGGUGAAACUGUUGCUAAUAAGUUAAAGAAGAAAAUAUCUUCACAUAAGAAUACUUUAAAGAAACAAUCGUCAGAAGGCGCAAAGUUACUCUUACAGUCUUUGGGAAAUAAAUAG
Molecule: messenger RNA, 1941 nt
Organism: Pieris macdunnoughi
Lineage: Eukaryota; Metazoa; Arthropoda; Insecta; Lepidoptera; Pieridae
Source: the annotation of a GenBank genome assembly